Molecule: messenger RNA, 336 nt
Organism: Suillus discolor
Lineage: Eukaryota; Fungi; Basidiomycota; Agaricomycetes; Boletales; Suillaceae
Exons: 2
Source: RefSeq, a predicted model, not a curated record
GAGAGGGCUGUUUGGACCGACACAGAGAUUGAUCAGUUUCUCCUCUACCUAUCCAACAAUCAGGACAAGAUCAGCAACACUGGUAACUUUAAAGAUCCGAUAUACAAUGGUGCUGCAGAGGCUAUUUAUGAGUACCUGCAGCAAGGUCCAGCGAAGACUGGGACAAUGUAUAAGACUGAAAUGGGCAUCAUAAAACAGACUUUUAACGCUAUUCAGAAGUAUUGCCAGCAGUCUGGUGUCCACUGGGACAAAAUUGGAGGAGUCAAUGUCGAGGGUGAUGCUUCAACCUCAGUAUGGAAUGAAUAUGUUUCCAAGAAGGUAUGUCAAGUUCGCUAA